GUGCGCUGGCUCGUCUGACGAACCCAAAUUAAUUCGAAUCCCCACCACGGAAAACCAGCUUUCACCAUGGGAACGGCGAUGUUUGCUCGAGUGACUUUUUACCCCACGUUAUUCUACAAUGUGAUGAUGGAGAAGAUCACCAGCCGGCGCUGGUAUGACAGGAUAGAUGACACAGUCAUCCUCGGCGCGCUGCCUUUCCAGGGAAUGACCAAUAAGUUAAAAGAAGAGGAAAACUUAAAAGGAGUUGUGUCUAUGAAUGAGUCCUAUGAACUGAAGAUAUUCUCCAAUGAUGCACAGAAAUGGCGGGAACACGGAGUCGAGUUCCUUCAACUGGCGACUACGGACAUCUUCGAGACGCCGGACCAGGAAAAACUGUAUGAAGGAGUCAAGUUCAUCAACAGGUUCCUGCCGGUUGGCGCGAAGUUAACCGGCGUGUCGACUGAAGCGGCGCAGUUGAACAGCGGCAGCGUGUACGUGCACUGCAAGGCGGGCCGCACGCGCAGCGCCACGCUAGUCGGCUGCUACCUUAUGCUGAAAAACGGGUGGUCACCGAAAGAAGCAGUGGAAUACAUGCGAGAGCGCAGACCGCACAUCUUGCUGCACACCAAGCAGUGGGAGGCGCUUAGUAUAUUCCACUCGCGGCACGUCAAGCCCUAGCCUUACGGUAGGCCGCGGUCUGAAUGCCAGCGGGACAGUUUAUUGCUGAAUUUUAUAAACGUAAGAUUUUUAUCGAUACUUAUGACAAAUGUGUGCCACAUCCCUAUUCCAUUCUUUGUUACUUUCCUUAUUGCAUGAAAUCUGAAUUUGACAAACGUGAGCUUUUUAUCGAUAAUAAAACGCACACCCAUCCCUAUUCCAUCCAUAUUCCCUCUUGUAAUAUAACAAAACAAAGUAAUUUUCAAUAUUUUGAGAUUUUUUCUUCAAUUUAAUGAAUGUUAUGUAGUGAUGUACAAGGCUCGAGGCUUCCGAGUCCUUUUGCCGAGAGCUCAGAGUCGUUUACAGGGCUCGCCUCGUUUGUAUGUAUGUAAGAUUGAUUUUGCUUUGUUCUUCAUUUGUGAUGGUGUUGAGUAUUGGGUAUAAUAAUAUGUCGAUAUAAUUAUCGAUGAACUAAUUCGUCAUGGAAUAUUAUUUUGUCCCUUUGGCAUUCAGACUGUAACAUAUUAGGUAUUUUAAUUAAGUAGGCGACGAAUCUACCAAAUACAAUACAGGUCGUGGAUAUCUUGUCACUCCAAAACGUGCUCUUCUAGUUUAACAUUAAGGACUGCGUUUUUAUUUCAAAGUGCAAAUGCAUUUGUAGUGCCUGAGGGUGUAUAUUUAUUAUUGUAAUAAAAUCAGUGGUCCCUUCUUUAUCACAGCAGAUGCCGAUGUAAAGACGAAAGCACAUCAGAAUUUACAGUUUUUUUUAUCCAGUUUUAUUGCGAAAUAGCCUUUAUUACAACUACAAUAAGAUGCCAGUGUUUAUCUUGACCGUACCGUCGUCUCUACAUGAGUGUAAUCUACAACCCAAUCGAAUUAACUGCGCACUUGGCAGUCGUGACGUCACAUCGACGCUCUGUUACGGAGCGAACUCGGUGAAGUGUGCGGGUGAGUAGAGUCGCAUUCCAGCGAGGUACGCAGUUAAUUCGAUCGGGUGAUACUAAGAACUACGCAGUCGAUAUUGUAACAAAAAUGUGUAGUCAGACACCAUCUGAUGAAGAAUUUCAGUUACCUUGUAAAAGUUUCUUUGAAAAUGAAGUCUAAAAAUAUUCUUAGUUAAUCUAUUGGUUUACUUACAAUCACAUUACGGGUUUUAAGUAUAUUACAGAUAGUAAAAUAUUUUAUUUCAAAAGUGAUUGCCUUAUGAAUUUUUAUCGUAAUAUUUAACGAUUAUUUAAAAGAAGUCAUGCACAUACACAAAAGUCUGGUUGUAUAGAAAUAUUAUGUUGUUUUAGUUUUUAUUCACGAAUAUUAUGGAGUAGGUAGGUAAAUUAUUUAGAUAUAUUUCUAUUUGUUAUGUAUUUAUUGAAUAAACAACUAAUUUAUAAUCGGAUAUAAAUACAACUUGUUUUUUAAUCAACGUUUUUCUAUUAUUUACCUUUAUUAUUAAAUUUUACAUAGGUAUACCUUAUCGUUAGGUAUUCAUUUAAUAUCAUUAUCUUUAGUUUUGGGACCAGACAGAUAUUCAAUUACAAAGAUUUUUUUUUUCAGUAUGCAUUAAGACAAAUCACAGGAAAGCACUUGGGUUUUCGACAUCUUUUCGAGUUAUAAUGCGGGCCAAAGAUUUGUAUUAAUAUGUAUGAGCUGUUGUACUAAGUAUGUAUGUAAAUGUGACAAACACGCAUUAUAAUAGCUAUCGCUGAUCUGCUGAUUCCACGAUAAACUUAGAACUUUGAGGAGCUAUUUGUGUGCCGGUUAUUGUGUGUUAUCCUCGUCUUAUCUCUGGUUAGUCGUAAUGAGGAUGAAUGGAUCUUGUGUUUUGUUCCAAUUAUGUAAGUAGGAUGAGCAUAGGUAUUAUUAUUAUGUUAAUAGUAUUGCACAAGUCCUAUUGGUAUAUAUCCCCUCUGUAUCAGGCUCUUUAUCGUAGUUUUCCCUUAUUCAAUUAUAAUGGUAAUAUUUUGAACUUCAUUAACUCUUAUUUAAAAGAAUUUUUGAUUUAACAGAAACGUUCUGGCUAUUAACCUCGGUCCUGCAGUAAUUGGCGAUCAUUAACAAGAUAUAAAUAAAAGCCAUAAAUUGAACUAAAACUUUUAAUUCAUAAUUCUAACAAUAAAUUAUUCACAAAGAUCCACCCGUGAUACUUUCACAGCGCAUACAAUAAAUAGCGAAAUCAACGGCACAACUAACUCGGUAAUACUUUAGAAAAUUUUCUAAUCGUGUAAAUUGUGCUUUAUUAAGUACCUGAUAUUCUUAAUAUCUUCUAAAUGGCCAGACUUUUAUAACUAAUUCAUUGUCAAAUGAAAUUUCAGGUACACAGUUACCUUAUUGAGAUGAAGUUGUCCAUGUUUUUGAAAAAACAUCCGCAAAUAUACAAAAAUCUGGCACACCACGCAGCUUGGAUAUUGACACACAUAAUGUUACAUUGUCAUAAAGUAAAAACGAGACAUUGCCAGCAACGUUAAAUCCUUAAAAAAUACCUAAAAUACAUCGCGUAUGUAAAAAAAUACACUUAUUGUCUUCAAGCUGUGCCAGCAUUGCCGACCUUAUUGCAAUGGCUUAAAGCUCAAAUAAAAAUGGUAACCUCAAUUAUCAUUACAAUAUAAUACAAAAACAAUCGUUUUGGAAUCUCAUAUCUUGAAUAUUAUACAGGAUCCAACCGUCUCGAUAAUAUCGUUUCUAAAUAUUUACAUCUCAGCCUCUUAUUGUGUGAAGAUGUUACAAGAAAUUGCAUCUUUGUGCUCAAUCAAUCACCAGUUAAAAUUAUCUGUACAUGAUAACAUACUAUUUCUAUAGUACUUUAUUCACUCAUUGAACAGAAUAAUUUACUCCAACUGGUGAGUUCAAAUACGAUAGUUGAAGAAUUUAGAACCAUAGUGACACAUAUUUUUCUUGUAUUAAAAGUU
Messenger RNA from Ostrinia nubilalis (European corn borer), 3539 nucleotides. RefSeq names its product phosphatidylglycerophosphatase and protein-tyrosine phosphatase 1 (gene PTPMT1). The record is from RefSeq and is a predicted model, not a curated record. Gene Ontology annotation, biological process: protein dephosphorylation. Gene Ontology annotation, molecular function: phosphatidylinositol-4,5-bisphosphate 5-phosphatase activity; protein tyrosine/serine/threonine phosphatase activity; phosphatidylglycerophosphatase activity. The coding region runs from base 67 to 657 and encodes 196 amino acids. The transcript is spliced from 6 exons. NCBI's taxonomy places the organism in Eukaryota, Metazoa, Arthropoda, Insecta, Lepidoptera, Crambidae.